Molecule: messenger RNA, 1853 nt
Organism: Lampris incognitus (smalleye Pacific opah)
Lineage: Eukaryota; Metazoa; Chordata; Actinopteri; Lampriformes; Lampridae
Gene: pgap3
Product: post-GPI attachment to proteins phospholipase 3
Exons: 8
Coding region: 194-1192 (332 amino acids)
Biological process (GO): GPI anchor biosynthetic process
Cellular component (GO): endoplasmic reticulum membrane
Molecular function (GO): hydrolase activity, acting on ester bonds
Source: RefSeq, a predicted model, not a curated record
CCCGGUCCGGGUGGAGGGUUCGGACUCACGACGCGCGCCGAGGUCCGGGUGGCUUCUUUCGGGCCCUGCCAGUCGUCGCCAGCGGAGUUUCUCCCGCCCCCCCCCCGGGAAUGUGGGCGGUCGGGUGGAGGCGCCGUCGAUGCUGCCGUCGCCCCGCCGUGCCUUCUGAUCUCUGACCGGCCCAUCAGCAGCCAUGGCAUCGCCGCUGGCCGGCCGCCGCGCCGCCGCUCCUCUGCGCGCUCUGGCCGGCGUUGCCCUGCUCCUGCUGUGCGCCACCUCCGCGGGUGCUUCCCAGGGGGACAAAGAGCCGGUCUACCGGGACUGCGUGAAGCAGUGUGUCCGGACCAACUGCACCGGGGACCGGCUCCGGGGCUUCCAGUCCACCCAGCCGCAGUACAUGGCGCUGACAGGUUGGACGUGUCGAGAUGACUGCCGCUACCAGUGCAUGUGGACCACGGUGGGUCUCUACCAGGCGGAAGGCUACCGAGUCCCGCAGUUCCACGGCAAGUGGCCGUUUGCGCGGUUCCUGUGUUUUGAGGAGCCGGCGUCCGCCCUGGCCUCUCUGCUGAACGGCCUUGCCUGCCUUCUCAUGCUGCUGCGCUACAGGAACACCGUGCCCCGCCAGAGUCCCAUGUACCAAACCAUCACCGCCUUCUCACUGGUGUCUCUGAAUGCUUGGUUGUGGUCCACUGUGUUCCACACCCGGGACACGUAUCUGACCGAGAAAAUGGACUAUUUCUGUGCCUCAGCUGUCAUCCUCUACUCGAUCUACCUGUGUUGUGUGAGAACUCUGGGUCUGAGGCGGCCCAGUGUCUCCAGCAUGGUGGGAGUUCUGCUCAUCCUCGUCUUUACCUCUCAUGUCUCCUACCUGACCUUCGUCAGCUUUGACUACGGAUACAACAUGGCUGCCAACGCCACUAUCGGUAUCAUCAACCUGCUGUGGUGGCUGUGCUGGUGUUGGCAGAAUCGUCGGACUCUGCCAUACUGGUGGAAGUGUGGUCUGGUGGUUUUGCUGCUGCAUGGCCUGGCCCUGCUGGAGUUGCUGGACUUCCCCCCGCUCCUCUGGGUCCUGGAUGCCCACGCCGUCUGGCACCUCAGCACCGUCCCUGUGCACUUCCUCUUCUACAGCUUCCUGAUCGACGACAGCCUCUACCUGCUGAACACAGAGAAGCUGGGCGUCAAGCUGGAGUAGGAGGAGUUUAUCGCCUCGUCACCACGCCCCUCCCCUUCCGCCUCACCAGCCAGGGCAGCCAGCCGCGUUCCGGAACGAGGGAUGAGCUCCGUUUCCACGGUGACCUGCAUGACGCCUGCGCAAAGAUGAAAUGCGUCAAAGUACACCUUGUUUACAUUUUUUUUUUUCCUUAUGAUUUUGUUGUAUUUUCUCCUUCUUCUUCUUCUUUUUUUUUUUUUUGGUUGGGGGAAUUUUUUUUUCCCCAAUGAGAUUCACAGUGAUUGACGCUUGCACUACAGAACUUCGCCUUUUAUGGACUCCCGAGCUUUCCAUUUUGUCGUGUACCGAACAGGGAAGGAGAACGGAGUCCGUUAACGAGUCGUCUCUCCCCGUUGCGGUUGUGUUGCAUAUCUGACAUGUGAAGUCGCCCCGUGUAUUGUUCCGUGAUCACCCGAGUCUAAUGUUGGACCACACUAAGGGGUCAGCCACUCUGCUUGCACCAUGGGUGUCUCACACGCUAGCUAGUGGUGCCGUCACACACACUUGCAGUUCACCAGGCUGUGAUGGCAGAUGGCGCCACAGUCCACUGCUCUGAAAUGGAAAGCAGCUCUCUGAAGCAGCGUUUGCCACAGGCUUUGCGGUUUUUGCCUGAAGAGUGGCCCGGUGGAUGCAGAGGGUGACC